AUGUUGCCGCUGAUUUUGCUGUCACUGCAACUUGCGAACUCCUUGCUGCCGGUAUCAGCGGUUGACAACGGGCUGGCGCGCACGCCUCCGCUGGGCUGGAACUCAUGGAAUCGUUUUCAAUGCGACAUAUCGGAAGAGACCAUACUCUCAGCCGCGAACUCGCUCGUUAGCACCGGCCUGAAAGACAUCGGCUACGAAUAUGUGAUCAUAGAUGAUUGUUGGCAUGCUGAUUCCAGAGACCCUGAGACCAACGAGCCGCUUCCCAAUCCCGACACGUUCCCCAGUGGAAUCAAAAGCCUAAGUGAUCAAAUCCAUUCCCUAGGCUUGAAGUUCGGGAUAUACAGCGAUGCUGGCCUGUAUACUUGUGCCCGCCGCUUUGGCUCUCUAGGUUACGAAGAAAUCGACGCGAAGACCUACGCGAGCUGGGGCGUGGAUUACCUCAAGUAUGACAAUUGCUUCAAUGAAGGACUCUCGGGGAACACGUCGAUAUCGUAUUCUAGGUACACCGUUGUAACGAUGCUUGCACCCAAGUAUAGGCUGACGCUCGAAAGGUACGAGAAAAUGGCGAAAGCACUCAACGCUACCGGAAGGCCUAUCGUAUACGCUAUGUGCAACUGGGGUGAGGACCACUCAUGGACGUGGGCUGGCGAACUGGCGAACUCUUGGCGUAUGUCGGGUGAUAUAGGGGAUCUGUUCACCGGCUACCACCCAUGGUGCCCGUGCACAUCCCUAGAGAACUGCACUAAUUUCGGAGCUCGCUGUUCCGUAACGCGAAUCCUCGACUGGGCAGCAGACAUUGUGCCCUACUCAGAUCCGGGGGGGUGGGCGGACCUGGAUAUGCUGGAGGUUGGGAAUGGUAAUAUGACGAAAGACGAGUAUAUCACCCAUUUUUCGAUGUGGGCGCUCGUCAAGAGCCCUCUCAUCCUAGGCAAUGAUCUCGCCAACAUGAGCAAGGACACACUCGAGAUCAUCAGCAACAAGGAAAUCCUCGCGGUUAAUCAGGAUCCCUUGGGCAUCGCUGCUAGUCGCGUUUGGCAAGUCUCUGUCGAGGAAGGAGGGGAUAUCCAGCUUUGGAUCGGCCCGCUGGAACAUGGAGCGACAGUCGUAGCGGUGGUCAACACAUCCCCCACUAACGCGACGGUCUCGGUACCGUGGACAGACAUCCUUCCAUACGAGCUCACCUCCGAGCAACCUGUCCACGUUUUUGACCUCUGGCAGCGAGCUGACGACGCGCAGUGGGGCCUAUAUCUGGGAUCCUUGGGCUCGUCCUUCUCAUUCUCCAGCACAAUGAAAUUGAGGAGUCACGAAACUAAGGUUUACCGACUUGUACCGCAAGCAAGCCACGCAGAAGGUGACCAGUUCAGAGUCCAAGCCUAA
Gloeophyllum trabeum ATCC 11539 is the source of this 1377-nucleotide messenger RNA. RefSeq names its product alpha-galactosidase. Gene Ontology annotation, biological process: carbohydrate metabolic process. The transcript has 16 exons. Lineage: Eukaryota; Fungi; Basidiomycota; Agaricomycetes; Gloeophyllales; Gloeophyllaceae. The record is from RefSeq and is a predicted model, not a curated record. The coding region runs from base 1 to 1377 and encodes 458 amino acids. Gene Ontology annotation, molecular function: hydrolase activity, hydrolyzing O-glycosyl compounds.